Molecule: messenger RNA, 1299 nt
Organism: Cuscuta europaea
Lineage: Eukaryota; Viridiplantae; Streptophyta; Magnoliopsida; Solanales; Convolvulaceae
Source: the annotation of a GenBank genome assembly
GCGUAUGGGAGGCUCGCGGAAUCUCCGCUCCUUUAUCACCAAUGCUAAACUAAUGGCGGCUGGGAUUGGUAAGCCUGAUUUUGACUCAUAUCGUUCGCUCUUCAUUUCAUCGCUUGAUCUAACCCUUGACUUUAUUUUUCUUUUUUGCAGGUGUGAUUUCUUCUACCACCGUUCGGCGUUCUACUCCCACUUCUACUACACCGGUUCCCACUGGGAAAGGGAAAGAGAAAAUGACGAUCGAGGGGUCAAAUGAUGCCGAACAGGCACGGAAGAAACGUCGGGUAGAUGACGGUAGUCAACCAAUCCCAAUUGAUCACGUGGUGGACCUGACCGGCCCGGAGGUUGAAACCAGACGACCUGUUCUUUCUUCCAAGCCCAAAACUCCAGUCCUUGCUGACAUGCCGGUCGACGAUCGGAUGUUCGUUGAGUUUUCAAACAUGGGGCCCAGAGCAGAAGGAAGGUACUUGUUCGGUCUCAUGCCUUCAUCCAUGUGGUGCAGUACUUCUUUGAAGGUUCCCCCCAGUUUUACAACCCUGACCCACUGGUCUGACCUUCUUAACGCAGGUCAUCAAGAAGCGCUCAAGGCCGGUGUUUAUUAUCACAAGGCCUUUCUGGCGGCCGAGCAGGAGAUGAAACUCCUGGCCGGCGAUCGAGAAGAUAGCCAGGUCCUUCUUUCCACUGCUCGGCAGCUAGCUGCAGAUUUGCAAGAGCGCGCCACGGAGGGUGAGAAAGCAAAGGCUGCUUUAGCCGCGACGGAGGAGAGGAACCGGCGUCGCGAUCGGGAGAUCAGAGAACUCAAAGCUAAGGUGCGGGCAGCUGAAUCUGCUGGGGUGAAAUUUGACAAACCCGAAGGGGACAAUCCUCCUGAGCCCUAUACUACCAACAUCUCUCAUAUUGCCAACCAAGCCAUAAUCGACUAUCAACGGGGUAAAGGACUGAACGUCGCCCUGGAGAACACAGCUCGGCAAUUUCUGCGACCUAAUCUCGGUCAGUUUUUGCGUGACAGUAAAGAUCCGAUCCAGGCAGGGAUCGAGCUUCUGGACAACACUUCCGAAGGGAACUCUUUCUUAAACGUUCUGACCGAGAAGACUGUGAUGCAAAGCCAGGAUCUGCUUUUGGAUAGGAAUCUUGACCUGAUGCUGAAGUAUUUCCCCAAGUCGUUCGAUCCUGAUGACCUGGGGUUCGAUGAUCUGUUCGGGAAUACCUAUGAUCGGGUUAUGAAGAUCAGAAAAGGAACAGUGCCCGACGGUGAUGCAGCGCAGGCAGGGAGCUCUCAACCCUUGUCUUCCCCGAACGGCG